Rhododendron vialii is the source of this 1429-nucleotide messenger RNA. RefSeq lists its product as uncharacterized. Bases 137 to 997 code for a protein of 286 amino acids. The transcript is spliced from 6 exons. NCBI's taxonomy places the organism in Eukaryota, Viridiplantae, Streptophyta, Magnoliopsida, Ericales, Ericaceae. The record is from RefSeq and is a predicted model, not a curated record.
CCGCACCAAAUCCCACCAUCGUGCACCAACUAACCAAACCAAACCAAACCAAACCAAAGGAGCAAGGAAAGAGAAGACUCAUCUCAAUUUCAUAACAGAACGGCACCGUUUCCUCCAUUCCAAUCACCGGCCGGCGAUGGAUUUAUGGCAAAGAGCUCGAAACUUCGCCGAGGAAGCGGCGAAGCGGUCCCAAGAGCUGACCAAAGAGGCGGCGAAGAAAUCGCAGAACCACAUCACCAUGAUCGGAUCCUCCUCCGCGAGGCUGUCCGACAUCGUUUCGGAGGCGUCCAGGAAGUCCAAGGAGAUCACCGCCGAGGCCUCCAAGCGGGCCGACCAGAUCAAGGCCGAGGCGCUCAAGCGGGCCGACCUGAUCAAGUCGCAGAUCCCCACCUCCGCAGCCGCGCUUUCGUCGCUCGUCGUCGACGUCUCUUCGACGGAGGUGGCCGCGGUGGAGGACGGGGAUCUCGAGAGGUUCGGGGUUACAGAGGAGCUGAGGGAGUUUGUUAAGGGGAUUACAUUGAAUACGUUUCGUGAUUUUCCGUUGGAAGAUGAUGCAGAAAUGUCUGAUAUUCCCGCGGUCUCAAAUGUUAGGCAAGACCUUACAGCAUGGCAAGAAAAACAUGCCAAACUUGUCCUCUUGACCGUCAAGGAAAUCUCGAAAUUAAGAUACGAGUUAUGCCCUCGUGUGAUGAAAGAGAGGAAGUUCUGGAGAAUAUAUUUUAUUCUGGUUAAUAGUCAUGUUUCUCCGUUUGAAAAGAGGUACAUGGAAGAGGCUAAGCAAAAUUCUGCUGAACAAGUGGAAGACGACAAAAUGAUCGAAACUUCAACAGGUGGAACCACUUCUAAAACAGCAGCAGUGGGGAUGAACCAGAAAAGUAAAACCUCAUCAGCUACUGAGCAGGACUUGGAUGUCUUUCUUCUGGGAGACCUUGGCGAUAGUGAUGAUGCUCCAGAGGAGGGAGAUGAGGACUUGGAUGAUGAUUUUGACAAGAUCUAGCUUGAAGAUGAAAAAUAGAGAACAACUGAAAAUCAUACCAGUGGCUGCACACCAAGAUAAAAAGCAACUCAUGUGUAGAUGAGGAUUAAAUAUUGCCAUCAAUUGGAGAGAACUAUUGGUUGGGGUAACCAAUAAUGAUCCUGCUAUCUCCAAAAUUAAUUUUUCCAUUCCAUUCUCUAUUGUUCUAAUUCAUUUGUUCUUUUUUCCCUCAUUCCCCUUUGGGUGAAAAGUUGGAGUUGGAUAUUGUUGGGGGGUUUUUUGGGGCUGUAAAAUGGUCGAUGACCACUAGGAAUUGUAGGUCAAUUUUUAUUUUCUGCGUGGCUUUUAAACACUAAGAAACAACAGAUGACUAUGCUGUACUUCCAAUAUCUUUUCUGAAGAUGCGAGUUGUAUACUGAAUAUACUUGUAAAAAAAAAGAGUACUACUAUAUA